Molecule: messenger RNA, 2808 nt
Organism: Dovyalis caffra
Lineage: Eukaryota; Viridiplantae; Streptophyta; Magnoliopsida; Malpighiales; Salicaceae
Source: the annotation of a GenBank genome assembly
AUGGUUGCUACAACUGCUACUUCUGCCGUUACUGGUGCUGGUGCUGGUGCUAGUACUAGUGGUGGACAGCAGCAGCAACAGCAGCAGACGCAUACACUGUCAGCGAGAGUGAGGAAAACUAUACAAUCGAUUAAAGAAAUUGUGGGUAAUUUCUCUGAUGCUGACAUUUAUAUGGUCCUUAAAGAGACCAACAUGGAUCCUAAUGAGACCGCUCAAAAACUGCUCAAUCAAGAUCCAUUUCAUGAAGUGAAGAGAAAAAGAGAUAAGAAGAAAGAGAGUAUGAGUUACAGAGGUUCUGUGGAUUCAAGAAAGCUUUCUGAGAAUUUUGGUCUAGGGAUGAGGCCCCGUACAUUUUCGGAUCAUAAUGCUCGACGAGGAAGCUAUACUCGAACUGCUUCACCUGGUCAUAGAGGAAUCAACAGAGAAUUCCGUGUUGUGAGAGACAACAGAGUUAAUCAAAAUACAGAUAGAGAACCAAAGCCUGCUUUGCUGCAAGGUUCAACAUCAGCCAAGGGGCAAGGAAGUGGAGUUAUUACUGAAAAAGGGGGUCUGCCAAUGCAGAAUACUGUUAAAAAGGUGUUAAAAAGGCCUCAGAGCCAACGCCUUUCUAAGCUCCUAGGCUCUAGGCACUUUUACCUAGGCUCACCUGAGUUUCUUUUAACAACACUUAGCAGUUCAACAGGAAUUUCAAGCAACGUAAAGCCUUCUGAUGCAUGGAGGUCACCUCACGCUUCUAAUGGGCCUACUGAUUCGGUACAUAGAUUCAACAGAGAUGCUAAUUCAAGUGUCACUGAUAGGAAGGUAUCAGAGGAAAAGCGGUCUACAGCUUCUAAUGCUACUACUUCACGGGUACAAGUGGCGAAAUCCAAUAAUUCUCAACAGCACCAUGCAUCGCUAGCCUCAAGCAAUUCUAUUGUUGGGUUGUACUCUUCAUCGACAGAUCCUGUGCAUGUGCCUUCUCCUGACUCCAGAUCAUCUGGUGUUGUUGGGGCGAUUAAGCGUGAGGUAGGGGUGGUGGGUGGUCGCCGCCAGUCUUUUGAAAAUGCUGUCAAAGAUUUGUCAUCAAGUAAUUCAAUUUCAGAAUCAUUUCAUCCUUUCACUGCUAUAUCUAAGUCCGAUCAUGUCAGUCAAACUGCUGCAAUUGAAUCAAUGCCCAGUGUUCCUGUUAACAGAUCAUUCUUAAACAAUCAGUAUAACAGCAGGCCACAUCAACAAGCCGUUGGUCAUCCAAAAGCUUCACAACAUAAUAAAGAGUGGAAACCAAAGUUGAGCCAGAAAUCAAGUAUUACCAGCCCUGGAGUGUUUGGAACACCUAAAAAAUCCAGUUUGCCUCCCACAGAUGAUUCAAAGGACAUGAAAUUGAAUGCAGCUAAUUUGCAGGACAAGUUUUCACUAGUAAACAUUCGUGAAAAUCAGAAUGUAAUCAUAGCACAGCAUAUUCGAGUCCCCGAGACUGAUAGGUGCAAGCUGAUCUUUGGGAGUUUUGGAGAAUUUGAUGCUUCCAGGAAUUCUGCACCUGGAUUUCAAGCAGUUGGGAUUUUAGAAGAAUCAAACGGGGAAUCUGCUAUCAGCUUUGGAAUGUUAUUGUUUCCAUAUAACCGUCUUGAGAUGAGUCAUAUACUGUUUGCCAAUGUGAAUGGUGGGCUGGUGGGCGUAAAGUGUUUACCAGCAUCUUCUCCGGAGUCUUCUAGCGAUGACGCUUCUGGUGGCAAGCAGAUUGAGGUGCUAGAUGAUCAAGCAAGAAAUUCUGGAUCUGAUUCUCCGGCAGCUGGUUUAGCGUCUGAACAUCCAUUGCCGGAGAAGUCAUCAAGUCCUCCAAACUUGGAUAACUAUGCUGAUAUUGGUUUGGUUCGAAACAGCAGUCCAUCCUAUGCUCCUUUAGAGUCACAACAGCAGCAAGAUCAUCCCGAGUUACCAAGCUUUUCGGCAUAUGAUUCCCAGCCUGGUUAUGAUAUAUCAUACUUCCGACCCCAAAUUGAUGAAACAGUACGAGGACAGGGUCUACUAUCUCCACACGAGGCCUUAACGUCCCAUUCAGCUAACAACAUCCCUACAUCAACAAUGCCCACAGUGCAACAGCAGCCUCCAAUGGCUCAAAUGUACCCACCAGUUCAUGUCUCACAUUUCACAAAUAUGAUGCCGUAUCGUCAGUACAUUUCUCCAGUUUAUGUUCCACCAAUGCCCAUGCCUGGCUACUCCAGCAACCCUGCAUAUCCACAUCCUUCAAAUGGCAACAGUUACUUGAUGAUGCCUGGAGGUGGCUCCCAUCUCAAUGCAAAUGGCCUCAAGUAUGGAAUCCAGCACUACAAGCCAGUUCCUGGUAACAAUCCAGCUGGUUUUGGAAAUUUUACAAGUCCAAGUGGGUAUGCUAUGAAUGCUCCUGGUGUGGUUGCAAGUGCAACAGGUCUUGAAGACUCGUCUCGGAUGAAAUACAAAGAUGGAAACCUUUAUGUUCCUAACCCACAGGCCGAGGCAUCUGAAAUUUGGAUUCAGAACCCAAGGGAAAUUCCAGGCAUGCAAUCUGCUCCAUACUAUAACAUGCCCGGGCAAACACAUGCUGCUGCUUAUCUGCAAUCCCACACUGGUCAUGCCUCCUUUAACGCUGCGGCAGCACAAUCUUCUCACAUGCAAUUCCCAGGCUUGUAUCCUCCUCCUCCACAGCCAACUGCAAUGACAAGUCCACACCAUUUGGGUCCAGUCAUGGUUGGUAAUGUUGGAGUUGGGGUUGCCCCAUCUGCUCCUGGGGCACAAGUCGGUGCUUAUCAGCAAACUCAAUUAGGCCAUCUCAACUGGACAACAAACUUCUGA